Molecule: messenger RNA, 1047 nt
Organism: Metopolophium dirhodum (rose-grain aphid)
Lineage: Eukaryota; Metazoa; Arthropoda; Insecta; Hemiptera; Aphididae
Exons: 1
Coding region: 1-1047 (348 amino acids)
Source: RefSeq, a predicted model, not a curated record
AUGAACACUAAACUUAAUUGUGAAAUUGAAACUGUGAGUAUGCCCAAUGAAGAAGAAGCUUCCAGUAACAAUGUUAUAAAAGAAAAAAAUCAAUUAAUUGAGUCACUUCAAUCUAAAAAUGAUAGUUUAAACAAGGAAAUUAUGAUUCUUAAAAACCGUUCUUUUGGUUACCACUCUAUAGAAUCCAAUGGCAAAAUGUUUGAUUUUUAUUGUGGCAUUAGUAAAGUUAUGUUUGAUCUUAUUAUUGAACUGGUUUCUAAAGUUGAAAUCAAUUAUUAUUAUACUUGGAGUGUGAAGAAGUUAUGUUUAAAUGACCAAGUUCUUAUGACUCUGAUGAAAUUAAGAUUAAACUUAUGUUAUACAGACUUAGCAUUCAGAUUUGGUAUUAGUGAAUCUACAAUUGGCAAUAUUAUAAUAACUUUCAUUAGUGUUCUUCAUGAAAUUUUAUUUGUCAGCUUAAUGAGUAAAGUACCAUCUCAAAAUAAAAACCAAAACUGUUUACCUAAUUGCUUCAAUGAUUUUAAAAACUGUAGGAUUACUUUAGACUGCACUGAAAUGUCCUGUGAUAUUCCAAACUCAUUAGUUGAUCAGAAAUUGACUUACAGCUCAUAUAAACAUAGAAAUACCCUCAAAGGACUUGUUGGAGUGGCUCCUAAUGGUGUAAUUACUUAUGCUAGUAAGUUGUACCCAGGAUCUACUUCAGACAAAAAAAUUGUAAGUCAUUGUGGAGUCUUAGAAAUAUUACAACCAGGUGACUUAGUUUUAGCCGACAAAGGAUUUUUAAUAUCUGACAUUUUGCCUCCUGGAAUUUCUUUGAACAUUCCUCCGUUUUUAAUGACUCCACAAUUUACGCCCAGUGAAGUUAUUCGUACAAAAAACAUAGCUAGGGCCCGAAUACACGUAGAAAGAGUUAUGGUAAGACUUAAAAAUUUCAAAAUUUUAGCUCACAUUCCAAACACGUUGUAUACAAGGGCUUCUUUGGUAUUCCAACUUUGUGCUGCUUUAGUAAAUUUCCAAAAUCCUAUAUUAAAAGAAGUUGAACAUUAA